This is a messenger RNA of Durusdinium trenchii, 639 nucleotides long. NCBI's taxonomy places the organism in Eukaryota, Dinophyceae, Suessiales, Symbiodiniaceae. The record is from the annotation of a GenBank genome assembly.
AUGAGCAUUUUGGAUGAAGCAGCUGCAACCGCCGAGACCUAUGUGCCAUUGGUGAUCCGCACUCCGGCCAACGAUUGGGCAUGUAACACAAGCAAGGGCAGAGCAAGGGAGAGUCAGCAUGUAACAUGCAUGGGAGUGGAGAACCUGGUGAUGCUGGGAGACCACAAGCAGUUGAAUCCCUUGGUCUUAGCGACCGGUGGAGACCAUGAAAUCAAGGAGAAGAACGUCGAUCGCAGCUUCAUGGAGCGUGCGAUGGCCUGCAAUUGUCGUCUCCAUCCCCUCCGGAUUCAGUACCGGAUGCCGGAAGUCUUGUGCCAGCUGGUCUCCAAGCUCUUCUAUGCUGGCCAACUCCGGAGCGAUCUCUCGUGCCAAAUGGGCAGUCUACGUCUCCAUGGCUCUCCUUUGCGGUGGUUCCACGUCCCAGACACGGAGACUGAGGUGGGCACAUCCAAGAUCAAUUGCGCGGAGGUCAUGCACAUUGUGUCAAUGUUGCAGAGCGACGUCACCUUCACAAAACCCACGGGAGCGCAUCAUGAUCAUCACGCUAUACAAGCCGCAAGCUGCUUUGCUCGAAGACACCCUGAAAAAGUUUUUGCCCAUGCGCUUGGAUUCCGGCAGCAUCAAGGUGGUCACCGUUGA